Messenger RNA from Caenorhabditis bovis, 1197 nucleotides. Lineage: Eukaryota; Metazoa; Nematoda; Chromadorea; Rhabditida; Rhabditidae. The record is from the annotation of a GenBank genome assembly.
AUGCUGCGGGUAAUUUUCGGAAGAUCCUGUCGAAAUCUUUCGACCUCAUCGGCGAGCUGCUCGGCGGCUUCUCAGCCGGAAUUCGAUGCUGAAAAUCCGGCGAGAAAAAUCGGCAAAGCGCUGGAAACAUAUUUGAAGCACAGUCAACAGCAUGUGGCGAUGAUGGAGAAGCAUCGCGCCGAAUUCGAAAUCGGAAGAAGGCAUUUGGCGAAAAUGAUGGGCCUCGAUAUUCAUGAGCUUGACCAAGAAGCUAUCGAUCGGGCUAUUGCAUAUCUUUUCCCUUCGGGACUAACCGACCCAAAAGCUCGACCGGUUAUGCGACCGCCUGACGAGAUUCUGCCUCGAUUCCAACGAUUCUCAUUCGACGAGGAAGGCCGACCAGAAGGCUCGAGAUUCUUCACAUUGAAUCCAAAAAUUUAUGGAUUAUUAUCGGAUAUUGGAAUCAAAACGCACGCGGUUAUGAAAUUCUACGAUCAGCAUUACGGGAGCAGAGCGGUUAAUAAAGCAGAUCUUGAGCCGGCAAAUCUGAGCGGGUCUCAAUGGAUCUCACAGGAGAAGCUUCGCAAAAAGCUCAUGGAGAAAUUCUCGCCGGAAUUGUACCAACAAGUAUUAAUCGCUUUUGAAAAUCUCGCCUCGCUGCCAGGUUCAUCAAUCGAGCAGAAAUUUCUGAUGGAGUUCCGCGAGCCGCUCACAGCUUCCACCGGAUCGAAAUUAUUCGGACCAUCAAUUCCCAAUGUUCAAAUUUGUGCGGAAACCAACAAAAGAUUCGCCACAGUCACGACGCAUUGCAAAGACACAAGAGUGAAUGUGAAAGUCACCGACGCCGGAAAAGGCAGAUUCGACAUCGAUGGAUUGGGGCUCGCCGACUUCCGGCAUCUUCAGGCCCGCGAAAUCCUUCUAGCUCCAUUUAUUGUCUCUUCGACCCUUGGCAGAUUCGACGUUGAGGCUUCAUCUGUAUGCAUUUCGACACUUCUUCCAGAAUCGCCAAACCGAAAACCAUUGAUGCGCUCUGGCGGACAGAGUAGUUUACCGCGGGCGGUUCGUCACGGAACUUCACUUUGUGUAGCUGCGCUGUUGCCCGAAAAAACGGAAUUAUUGAGAUUAGCUGGAUUAUUGACACUUGACCCGAGGAAAAAGGAAAGGAGCAAAGUUAAUCAGCCGGGAGCUCGAGCGAAAUGGAUUUGGAAGCGUCGUUAA